AUGUCUUAUUCCGUCAAACCGGGCAACGUCACCUCGCAGAAUGACCUGGCCGUCGUCACCACUAGCGAGUCCUUGGAUUACUCCCCGUACACGGAGCGACCAGAGACGUACAUCGUGCCUGUCGUGUUCGCCGUCAUCUUCAUCGUCGGCGUGCUAGGCAACGGCACGCUGGUGUUCAUCUUCGUGAGGCACCGCAACAUGCGCACCGUGCCCAACACGUACAUCUUCAGCCUGGCGCUGGGAGACCUCCUGGUCAUCAUCACCUGCGUGCCCGUCACCUCCACCAUAUACACGGUCGAGUCGUGGCCCUACGGCGCCGUCGUCUGCAAGCUCUCCGAGUACUUCAAGGACGUGUCCAUCGCGGUGUCUGUGUUCACGCUCACCGCGCUCAGCGCCGAGAGGUACUGCGUCAUCGUCAACCCCAUCCGCCGGCACGUCGGCGGCGGCCACGUCACGGCCAAGCCCGUGACGCUCGUCGUCGCCGUGGGGAUAUGGGUCCUGGCGGUGGUCUUCGCUCUGCCGUCGGUCCUGUUCUCCGACCUUGAGAGCCGUCUGGUAGGCGGGAACCACACUAUCGUGUUCUGCACGCCUUUCCCGCACGACUAUGGCAUGAUCUACCGCCAGGCGAUCGUGAUGUUCAAGUUCCUGGCUUACUACGCGAUCCCUCUGAUCGUCAUCGCGUUCUUCUAUGUGCUGAUGGCUCGCCACCUGGAGCUCAGCACGAGAAACAUGCCCGGCGAGCUCCAGGGCCAGUCGACGCAGGUGCGAGGGCGGAAGAAGGUCGCCAAGAUGGUGCUCGCCUUCGUGUUCAUCUUCAUCGCCUGCUUCCUCCCCUACCACACGUUCUCCCUGUGGUUCCACUUCUCCCCGACGUCGGAGCAAGACUACGAUGACUACUGGCACGCGUUCCGCAUCAUUGGCUUCUGCCUGAGCUUCAUCAACUCGUGCAUCAAUCCAGUGACGCUGUACUGCGUCAGUGGCACCUUCAGGAAGCACUUCAACAGGUACCUGUUCUGCUGCUGCGGCGGCCCGGGCAGUCGCGGGCGCGCCUUCUCGCGCAAGGGCGACGGCAGCAGCACCGUGUGCGAGACGUCGUCACACACCAUGGUGCACUUCCACAGCACCUUGCGGCGCCACCACAAGCAGCAGCUGGAGGACGGCCUGAGCUGCGACACCACCCACACGGCGCUGUUCGCCGCCGAGAAGACAUGA
This is a messenger RNA of Bacillus rossius redtenbacheri, 1212 nucleotides long. Its product is annotated as neuropeptide CCHamide-1 receptor-like. Gene Ontology annotation, molecular function: neuropeptide receptor activity. Gene Ontology annotation, cellular component: plasma membrane. The record is from RefSeq and is a predicted model, not a curated record. The transcript is spliced from 2 exons. Bases 1 to 1212 code for a protein of 403 amino acids. Lineage: Eukaryota; Metazoa; Arthropoda; Insecta; Phasmatodea; Bacillidae. Gene Ontology annotation, biological process: G protein-coupled receptor signaling pathway.